AUGAGCUCCCAAGGAGCACAAGACUUGGGGGUCGGGAACCCUAGUGCAAAAGUUGACCCCGCUGUCGCUGCUAAACUUCCGCAUGGUGCCAAAGUCGUGUCGACUGAGCAUCAUGGCUUCAGCUUCCGGGCCACAACUGGGCGCAUUGAUGUUGAGUUGAUGGACGGGUCGGCUCGGAGUUUCUUUAUGAAAGUUGUGAUAGAGGAGAGAGGUAGAGCGAUGGUUCAAGGCGAGUUCGAGUCUAUGACCGCAAUUUAUAAUCUCAUCCCUGAUUCUGUUCCGAAGCCAAUCGGCUGGGGUACAUAUGAGACAACACCCGACAUGCACUUUUUCUUAUGUGAAUUCAAGGAUAUUGAUCAAGAGUUGCCGGACGUGCACAAGUUCACUGAAUGCCUUGCAACCCUACACAAGAAAAGCAGAUCACCGACUGGGAAGUUUGGAUUCCACGUCACUACCUAUAGCGGCAACCUGUCGCAGCACACUGAGUGGUCGGACAGCUGGGAGACCUUCUUUGCCAAAGGAUUGCGACAUGCACUCACACAUGAAAUUUUAGCCAAGGGUCCCAGCGAAGAAAUCGACAUUUUGAGUCCUAUCAUAUUUGACAGGGUAAUCCCACGUUUGCUGCGACCCCUGGAGAGCGAAGGUCGAUCUGUCAAGCCAUGUCUCAUGCAUGGUGAUUUAUGGUAUGGGAAUACCGGGAAGAAUGCCACCACAGAAAGUCCCAUUGUUUUUGACGCCUGCUCUUUCUACGCUCACAAUGAAUAUGAACUUGGACAAUGGGCACCGGUUUGCAACCGGUUUGGUUUCAAGUAUGUUCAAGGGUAUCAUUCACACUUCCCCAUAUCAUCUCCAGUUGAGGACUAUCAAGGUCGCAUCGAUCUCUAUAAACUGUGCGUAUAUACCAUGAUGUCCUGUGUCCGAUAA
Messenger RNA from Penicillium samsonianum, 924 nucleotides. RefSeq lists its product as uncharacterized. The coding region runs from base 1 to 924 and encodes 307 amino acids. Lineage: Eukaryota; Fungi; Ascomycota; Eurotiomycetes; Eurotiales; Aspergillaceae. The transcript has 3 exons. The record is from RefSeq and is a predicted model, not a curated record.